Messenger RNA from Paramecium pentaurelia, 753 nucleotides. The record is from the annotation of a GenBank genome assembly. Lineage: Eukaryota; Ciliophora; Oligohymenophorea; Peniculida; Parameciidae.
AUGUUAGAACAUUAAUCUAUAGCCCCUUAUUAGUCUAAAAUUAUUUCAUGUCAAAAAGCUAAUGUUCUCUAUACAAAAUUGCAUUGUUAACAAUAUCACAUUGCUGUAUAGUUUUAUUAGCAUUAUUAGUUCAAUUCAAUUAUAGUAUUUUAGUAUUUGUUGUCUAAUUGAACUAAUUAUGGUAAAUUGUAUAUUUAAAAUUUAGUUAACUUUAUUUGUUGUUGAUUAUUUAGUCUGUAAUGAAAUAAAAGAAAUUAUCAAAGUCUUUCAUGUCCAUCUUUAGAGUAAAUAGAAGUUAAAAAUUAUAUCUGCAAAAUUAUGGUAAUAGUUACUAAAUUAGUAUUUGAAAAUGGAGCUGAUGAUGUUUUAAUUACAUUAUUAGUCUAUCAUAUCCUAGAUGUAUUGAUUAUUAUAUUGGAACAACCUAUGAAUUAGGAAUUGUAAAAAAUUAGAUUUUCAAUUUAUUUUUAGUUCUUAGAGUAUUGAGAUAUAUUUGAUAAUGAAUACAUUCAAAUCUCAUAUUAAAAUAGAAUCUGAGUAUUUAAGAAGAAAAAUUAGAUUUAAAGAAAUCUCUCAGUAUUAAUAUGAUUUUUCUAAAUUUUUUGUUAAAUUUCCUAUCAACUCCAUUAAAAGUCUUACAUUUGAUAAUGGUAUUUUCUAUUAUUUAUUAGGAAAGAUAUAAAUUAUAGAAAUAGAGAAGAGAUAUAAUACAUCAGAGAAUGCAGAAUGUUCAUGUAGCUUAGAAAUUUAUGA